AUGACAGUCUGCCAUACCGUUUUACCAACAGAACACAGCCAUAAUCUUUCUGACUUGCCUCAACUGAGACUGGUCUUAGUUGGGGUGAGAGAAGCUGGGAAAAGUGCAGCUGGUAAUGCCAUUCUUGGCAAGAAAGCCUUUGACGAGGUUGGGGUGAAGACCAGAGUGAGUGUCUCUUGUCAGGGUCUGGUAAAAGGGCAGCAGGUGCUGGUGGUUGACACCCCAGGCUGGGAAUGGUUCAACAUCAAUGGCACCCCUGCAUCAGAAAUUGGCGUUAAGAAGGAGAUGAUAAGGAGUAUGAGUCUGUGCCAGCCUGGUGCCCAUGCCCUGCUGUUGGUAGUGCCACUGUCAUUCUCGUUCUCCAAGCGUGAGCGGUGUGCUGUGGAGGAACAUGUAGAGCUGUUUGGUCCAGAAGCUUGGAGUUACACCUUGGUGCUUUUCACCAUCUUAGACAGAAAGCAGUUGUAUGGUACCAGCCUCAAGCAAGAAGUGGAGGAGAACGAGGAGCUACACAGGCUGGUUGGGAGAUGUGGAGGCCGUUUCCAUGCACUGUACAGCAAACCCACACGGGGUGAAGACCAGGUGGCUGAUCUUCUGGCUAAAAUCCAGGAGAUGGUGGCAACUAGUGGAGAAGCUGUGCUCUCCAGUGGGAAGGUCCUGGAACACACCAGGAAGAGAGAGAGAGAAGAGGAGAGAAGAGAGGAGGAAGAGAGGAAGAAGAGAGAUGAGAAAAUACAGAAAAUUAGAGAGGCACUGAAAACCAAGGAAAAAGACAAGGAGUUACGAAGGUUGAGAAGGGGAACAAACAGGUACACAGUGGACAGUAAGUAUAAUAUUUUUGCCUUUUAUCACCUUCAGUGAGAUUGUUGUGAAAAAAGUAAAAACCAUUGAGAAAUCAUUACGAAAAUAUAAAG
This is a messenger RNA of Myxocyprinus asiaticus (Chinese sucker), 914 nucleotides long. Its product is annotated as GTPase IMAP family member 8-like. NCBI's taxonomy places the organism in Eukaryota, Metazoa, Chordata, Actinopteri, Cypriniformes, Catostomidae. The transcript has a single exon. The coding region runs from base 1 to 861 and encodes 286 amino acids. Gene Ontology annotation, molecular function: GTP binding. The record is from RefSeq and is a predicted model, not a curated record.